Messenger RNA from Cucurbita moschata (crookneck pumpkin), 2064 nucleotides. Its product is annotated as probable inorganic phosphate transporter 1-7. The transcript is spliced from 2 exons. Gene Ontology annotation, biological process: phosphate ion transport; transmembrane transport. Gene Ontology annotation, molecular function: phosphate transmembrane transporter activity. The record is from RefSeq and is a predicted model, not a curated record. Gene Ontology annotation, cellular component: membrane. Bases 204 to 1766 code for a protein of 520 amino acids. NCBI's taxonomy places the organism in Eukaryota, Viridiplantae, Streptophyta, Magnoliopsida, Cucurbitales, Cucurbitaceae.
UCUUAACUCCCCCAUCCCCUCCUCACUUCUCUCCAUUGCCUUUCCUUCUUCCUCCUCCACCGCCGCCGCCGUCACAUUUUCCGGCGAUAGCAGAAAUUGCGAUUCUGCAAGGACUAAUAGUGGAGAUCGUAGUGUUUCAGUGCUUCCUGUGAGUCGACGUCUAGGGGAACAAUUCUGAGGAGAAAGUUGGGAGAGUUGAAAUCAUGGCAGGAGAGCCACUGAAAGUGCUGGACGCAUUGGAUGUAGCCAAAACCCAAUGGUACCAUUUCACUGCAAUUGUAAUCGCAGGAAUGGGAUUUUUCACAGAUGCCUAUGAUCUCUUCUGCGUGUCUCUCGUGACCAAACUUUUGGGCCGAAUUUACUAUCACAAAGAAGGCUCAACCAAGCCUGGUGAAUUGCCCUCUAACGUAGCCGCCGCCGUAAAUGGCGUCGCUUUCUGCGGAACUCUCUCUGGCCAGCUCUUCUUUGGGUGGCUUGGUGACAAGAUGGGUCGAAAACGAGUCUACGGAAUGACUCUUAUGCUUAUGGUCAUUUGCUCUGUAGCUUCAGGCCUAUCUUUCGGCGGCCACCCAUCAUCUGUGGUGGCUACUCUGUGUUUUUUCCGAUUCUGGCUCGGAUUUGGCAUCGGCGGCGAUUACCCACUUUCGGCCACCAUCAUGUCGGAAUAUGCCAAUAAAAAGACACGAGGGGCCUUCAUCGCCGCCGUAUUUGCAAUGCAGGGGUUUGGGAUUUUGGCCGGUGGGGUAGUGGCAAUUAUUGUGUCCUCCGCUUUUGACGCCAAAUUCCCAGCUCCGUCGUACCAGGAAAAUCCCGCCGCCUCCACCGUCCCAGAGGCUGAUUAUGUGUGGCGAAUUAUUGUGAUUUUUGGUGCUUUUCCGGCUCUGCUCACUUAUUACUGGCGAAUGAAAAUGCCUGAAACUGCUCGUUACACCGCCUUGGUUGCAAAAAAUGCGAAACAGGCGGCCGCCGAUAUGUCUAAAGUACUGCAGGUUGAAUUAGAAUCGGAGCAGGAUAAAAUCGAUGAGGGGAAAUCGAAGAAUGAUUUUGGGUUGUUCACGAGGAGUUUUCUUCGUCGACAUGGACUUCACCUGCUGGGGACUACCUCUACUUGGUUCUUGUUGGACAUCGCAUUUUACAGUCAGAAUCUCUUUCAGAAGGACAUUUUCACGGCCAUUGGUUGGCUUCCUCCGGCAAAGACGAUGAACGCCAUUGAAGAGGUUUACAGAAUCGCCAGAGCUCAAACCCUCAUUGCAUUGUGCAGUACAGUACCUGGGUAUUGGUUCACUGUGGCGCUCAUCGACGUAAUGGGACGAUUUGUAAUUCAGUUGAUGGGGUUUUUCUUCAUGACGGUAUUCAUGUUCGCAAUAGCCAUUCCGUACAAGCACUGGACUCUGGAAUCCAACAGAAUUGGGUUUGUCGUGAUGUAUUCCCUGACGUUCUUCUUCGCGAAUUUCGGGCCAAACGCCACCACAUUCGUGGUUCCGGCGGAGAUAUUUCCAGCCAGGCUCCGGUCAACCUGCCAUGGAAUAUCAGCUGCAUCUGGAAAAGCAGGGGCCAUUAUUGGGGCGUUUGGAUUUCAAUAUGCGGAAAAGGCGAUUGGAGUGAAAAAGACAUUGAUAAUUCUCGGUGUAGUGAAUGCUCUUGGGAUGUUCUUCACUUUUUUGGUUCCUGAAUCGAAGGGGAAGUCUUUGGAAGAGGUAUCCGGUGAAGCUGGAGAAGGCGACGAGAGCAUAACAGAGUCGAGGACUCAUUCUAUACCUGUUUGAACGUUCUUCCGGAGGUCUGUCUUUUUUCUUCUUUCUCUUUAUGCGUAGUUUCAUUUAAAACAAGAUUCCAUGUGUUCUAUACGGUACGGCAAUCUUCGUAUUAGAAGUCGCCGAUCAACCGCCCACAAGAUUGCUUCUUCGGAAAAUAUAAUGGCAAAUGACAAAGACUUCGUAUUUUCAGAACAUAUUAUAUAAACAAAUUAAAUGUUGGAAGUUGUUUAAAAUAUUUGAAAAUAGAACUUCUUGUAUUUGGUAUUGUAUUUUACAAUUUAAUAUAAAUAAAUAAUAUUUUUAUUUA